Molecule: messenger RNA, 761 nt
Organism: Suillus clintonianus
Lineage: Eukaryota; Fungi; Basidiomycota; Agaricomycetes; Boletales; Suillaceae
Product: COX5A, subunit VA of cytochrome c oxidase
Exons: 3
Coding region: 125-547 (140 amino acids)
Biological process (GO): mitochondrial electron transport, cytochrome c to oxygen
Cellular component (GO): mitochondrial inner membrane
Source: RefSeq, a predicted model, not a curated record
UCACUUCGGAGCUUUCCGGAUCAUUGAGACAACGUUCAAACCGAUUUACGUUUAUCUCCGCGCGUAAGACUUUUUCUCAACUGCAGCUGUCCCUCGUUUGUCGUGCUCCUUCUUCAUCGUCAUCAUGAGCCAGCGCAUGCUUUCCUCCGUCAUCCGCGCACGGCCUAAUGUCGUCCUUCGUCGCGCUGCGACCUCCGCCCUCACCACACCACACCGCUUUUCAUCAUCGGACUCGCACAGUCAAGAAACGUUUGAGCAGUUCUCUGAGCGCUACGUCGCUUUCUUCCAAGGCGCACAGGACCUCUUUGAGGUACAACGUGGCCUCAACAACUGCUUCGCACACGACCUCGUUCCUUCACCUGGUGUUGUUGAAGCUGCCCUCCGUGCAUCACGCCGGGUAAACGACUACGCAACUGCUGUCCGUGUCUUCGAGGGCAUCAGGGAAAAGGUGGAGAACAAGCAGCAGUACCAAGCUUACUUGGACGAAUUGAAGCCGGUCAGAGAGGAACUUGGAAUAAACACACAAGAGGAACUUUAUAUUUCAUAAAAUCUGCCUGAGUAGCGGGUUCCAUAUGCAGUGCCUCACAUAUUAUCGUCACUUAUUGUUUUCUUUAAUCCACAGCGCGCGGAUUUACACCCUGUUGUGGCACAUAUUGAGCACUGUUCUACUCAUUGGUGUAUUGACCUUUUGAGGCCAAUAAACUGUCUUCUGAACAAGGUCAUCUCGUCUGAAAGAAUUGUUUGCUUGGGGUUAAUUUUCG